AUGGCCGACGCAACUCCCCCGGCCCGCGCCCGCAUAGCCUGUAAGGCCUGCAAUGCUAGACGUGUGAAAUGUGAUGCAGCCAUUGAACGACCGUGUUGGCACUGCCGCACGCGCGGCACUCCUUACGAGCUGAUAGAAUCGCGCCGGGGCAAAUACGUGCGGACCACGCCCCGCCGAUCUCGGACGCUCUCCCUUGAUAAUAGAGACACCCCCAACACCCCCAACACCCCCUUGUCGGCUGAACCUCACCGAGAAGCUGCUAUCGAUCGUACCUUGCAGACAACAAGCUCCCCUGGCUCCUCCGCCCUCACCUAUAUCAUCGAGGUCAACUCUACCCCGAGGCAUGGUUCCACCCACCCAUCCAAAGUCCACUAUCCCAUUCCACCCUCGAUCGCCCAGACCCUCUCACAUAGCCCCCGGGCCGAAGAUCCAGUUUCUCUGCGAGAUACUCUCAUCCUACCGCCCUCGCCUGUGGCCGAGAAGUUGAUUCGUGCUUUCUUCGAGCUGAUCCAUCCUGCCUUUCCGGUCGUUGAUCGGCACGAGUUUUCCCGCUUGAGAACGCACUACCUCCGCGCAAAGGCCUUGUAUGAUGCAGACUACGAAACCUGCAGUGUCACCAUCGUAGCAGCUCUGCUACUUCUGGGCUUCUAUUGGUCGGGGCCCGAGGAUCGAAAGGAUACGUGUUACUGGAUUGCAUGCGCAACCAACGUAGCACAGGCGUUGGGGAUGCAUCGGUCGCACACCCCGAUCAGUGCGCUGCUUGCGGAAGCGUAUUUGGUGACUCGCGAUCGACAUACGGCUGCGGCCUUUGGUCAACCGUGUCGUAUUCGAGAUGAAGACUGCGACAUCGAACCUCUUACGCAAGAAGAUUUCGACUUUGAUAAUGACUAUGACCACUCUUUGAUUCCAAAGCAGGAAGACUACCAUGUUUUGUAUGUCAUGGAGAUGUCGAAGCUGGCCUCAGUCCUCGGAGACAUUCUUGUGGCGGAAUUCAGUCCUCGGCGUCCGGCGCUGGAGGAAUACGAGACCAACGCGUUGGCAGAUCGACUUGCGCAAUGGGAAUCCUACUUGCCGGAGCGACUGCGACGAAUACCGCCUGAUAAUGGAUUUGGUGCGUCAUUCUGGGCCAACAUGCUACACAUGUCAUAUCAAAAUUACUACAUUCUUCUCUUUCGGCCCAAAGCAAUCGACCACCUGUCUUCUGUAGAUGUGGAGAGAGAUACUCGUGCGCGUAUGGCUGCCGACGCAAUCACCCGUAUCGCAGAGGAUCUUUUGGCUGUGGGGACUAUCCAAUGUACUCAAAUCCAUUUUGUACCAGCAUUGUUUGGUGCCCUUUUAGUGCAUACCUUUAACAUCUGCCGAAGAGAUCCCAUUCGCCAGAGGCUGGCUGAGAACAAGUCACGCCAGUGCCUUCUCGCUCUUAGCGAACCUUCCAGAUCGUGGCCUGUCCGGAUCUGGUUUGCAAAGGCUUUUCUGAACCUGUUGAGACGACUGAUAGGACAGGGGUCGCGACAAGGCGGGUCGAUUAUCAACGUCUCGUCCACCAUUGCGGGCCAUUCUAGUCCGGCUCCAUCUGCGUCCGUUGACUCGACUGAACCACACACUCUGAAUAACAUUAAUCCUGCUACGGCAUCUCGUCGACCAAGCAACGUCAUUCUCUCCGAGUUGGACAGCGCUGAGCCAAGUCACCAGCCCGGCCAUGGCCACGAAGCACUCCUGGCGGAUAAUCAGCCUGCGAGCAAUUCCUCCCAAGCGACCGAGCAGGUCCUCUAUGAUACCUUUUUGGCUGGCUAUAUCGACCAAACCUUUGAUCCCGAUCUAUUGGUGCUUAAUAGUCUAGGCUCAUCGUUACCGUUCUUUCCUGGGGGUUUGCCUGACACCGAGGAAUAG
Aspergillus aculeatinus CBS 121060 is the source of this 1890-nucleotide messenger RNA. RefSeq lists its product as uncharacterized. Gene Ontology annotation, biological process: DNA-templated transcription; regulation of DNA-templated transcription. Gene Ontology annotation, molecular function: DNA-binding transcription factor activity, RNA polymerase II-specific; DNA binding; zinc ion binding. The record is from RefSeq and is a predicted model, not a curated record. The transcript is spliced from 7 exons. NCBI's taxonomy places the organism in Eukaryota, Fungi, Ascomycota, Eurotiomycetes, Eurotiales, Aspergillaceae. Bases 1 to 1890 code for a protein of 629 amino acids.